This is a messenger RNA of Camelina sativa (false flax), 846 nucleotides long. RefSeq names its product cation/hydrogen exchanger, putative (CHX21). Lineage: Eukaryota; Viridiplantae; Streptophyta; Magnoliopsida; Brassicales; Brassicaceae. The record is from RefSeq and is a predicted model, not a curated record. Gene Ontology annotation, molecular function: ATP binding; ATP hydrolysis activity.
CGCAAUUUGAACACACCACUACACACACAUCACAACCCCAUUUUUGUAUUUGGAACACUCCUUCCCCUGUUUCCCAGAAACCCCAGUCUGAAAAACUUUGAGAUGGGGAAAAGAGGCAGUAGUAGCGGGAGCGUUCCUAUUAGGGGAUUUACGAAACUUGUUAUAGAAUCAAGGAAUAAGGGAUUAACUGUGGAGGAGAUUGUAGAUGACCUUCGUUCCAAGAACCGUGAAUGCGUUCGGUUGAGACGUCAAAUCCUCAUGAUCAAAGUCAAACAAAUCAUAAACUCCUUGAGUGAAGAAGAAGACGAUGAAAUUGAGGGUAGUAGGAAGAAACAGAGGCGAGACGAUUCUGAACAGAGGAACUCGGAUUUAUGUAUAUCAGCAUCAUCACCACAUUCUUCUGCUUCCUCACCCGGAUAUGUAUUGACAUCAGACGAUAACAUGCAGUUUGAUAUCACCAAUGAUGGCUUACGUGUUUCUUACUCUAAUAAAUCCAAGACACCAUACGCCUUUAAUUUUCCUACGGAGACAAUGAAGAUACAAGCUAUGUCUAGUGAAGACGGAAGUAAAGGUUGUGAUGUGGAGGUAAAAGGACCGACCUUUAAGGACUUGGGUGGGUUGAAAGGUGUUUUGGAUGAGCUCAUGUUUGAUGUGAAACUCCCAUUUUUGUGUCCUGACGUAACGCAAGCUAUUUGUAUGCAACCAAUUUCUGGUUUAUUGCUUUAUGGUCCAUCUGGUUGUGGCAAGUCCACACUGGCUUAUGCCAUCGCCAAUGAAACUGGUGUACCCUUUUAUAUGCGUUCUGCUUCUGAAUUGGUUUCUGGUGUUUCAGGUAUGAUCGCUUAG